Molecule: messenger RNA, 6003 nt
Organism: Pseudozyma flocculosa PF-1
Lineage: Eukaryota; Fungi; Basidiomycota; Ustilaginomycetes; Ustilaginales; Ustilaginaceae
Exons: 2
Coding region: 1-6003 (2000 amino acids)
Cellular component (GO): Swr1 complex
Molecular function (GO): ATP hydrolysis activity; ATP binding; ATP-dependent chromatin remodeler activity
Source: RefSeq, a predicted model, not a curated record
AUGUCUCGCCCAUCGACACUCUCCGGUCAUGAAUCCGAACCCGAAGAGCAGGCGACGGCAGGCGUAGGUACUCGACCCUCGAGCGCUACGAACCCGAAAGCAUCCGACGGCUCGGUCCGGUCCGACGCCCGGUCACGACACAGCCGUCGGAGCUCUGCCGAGCAAGCCCCCGCCAGUGGAUCGUCUCUGCCCCAGCACGCCGUCGACCGCGAUGGUAAAAGCGACAGAAACGGCUCCACUGCCCGUCCGCAUGCAAAGCGCCGGCGGCUCGAUGCCGAUCUCGGCUUCUCUAGCCCGGGACCCGCCUUCAGGAUCGUCCCCGAGGACGACACUGCUAGCAGCAGCGGCGCCGAAAGCAACGGCAAUGGCCGCCCGCGACGAGCCCGUCGGAGUGUCAUAGGAAGCGGGAGCAGCAACAAGGACGCCGCGCAGUCCAGCCCGGUGAUCUCCAAAUCACGUCUGCAGCCGAUUGCAUCAGUCGCGAACCCUCGCAAAGCUUCCCCAGCCAAGGCUGACAGCACCAGCGGGCGCGACGGCGGCCACCCCGCUCGCGGUCGCUCGAGAAGCUCCGCAUUGGGCUCAGCGAAUGCCCCGGAAGCAGCUCUUCGCAAUGGUCGGGCGCCUCCGACCGACCUUCGCGACGAAGUUGCCGACGAGCCUGAUGACGCUCUCGCCUCGGAUAAUGAUGGCAAAGACCCUGGUGCAUCUGCGACGCCGCUCGCGGUGGACCGCGGUCCUCGCACCCGCAUCACGCCCAUCACUGCGUCGACGGCCCAGCGUCCGUUUGACGAGAUCCUCGCGCUGAGGAGACAGGAGCGGCUUCAAGCGUCCCAGGAGGCGCUCGAGGACGUCCAUGAUGACCACGACAUGCUCGUCCGCGAGCUCUUCCACCUUGUCAAGUUUGUCACCCUGAUCGGCUACGACCCAGAGGUGGCCAAGCAGGAUCGCAGCGACGUCUUUUCGCAGUUCCAGCAGGAGCACGACCUCCGCUUCGCCCUCGAGGCGGACGGCGCUGGGCCUUCAGGAUCCCGAGGCGGCCGCGUCACCCGGCGCGGCGUCAACGCCCGACUCGAGGGUCUCUCGCUGAAACGAGCACAACCGCCGGCGACGCCCGUUGCUACCGCCGCAACGGAACAGCCGACAUCGUCAACGUCUAAACGUCGGGAGAGCUCCGCGCGGCUCAGCCGUCGGUCCGCCAGCCUGGCCUUUGACGAUGCGGACGACAGCGCCGGGAGCGCCGAGCCGGGUCCGAGCACGGGUGGGAAGCGUAAGGCCAACCACCGAGACGGCGAGAGCAAGAAGCAGGGCAGGGCGAGGACCUCGGCCAACGGCCGCAUCGUUGAGCUGGCCGACAGCCCCUCGACGGCUCGGGACCGACGUUCUUCAUUCGGCAAAAAGGGCAAGGCCAGGCGGAGAGACGAUGGUGCAGGCCCUCCUUUGGACGACGACCUCGACGAAUUUAUCCGUAGACACCGGCAGCCCCGUGCGCUACCCGACACGCCGCCGCCAAUACGGGCGCUGGCGCCGCAGCACAUACCGCAGCCCCCUGCGUUCCGAGGCUCCGUCUGCGACCUUUGGGCGUCGUUUCGAUACGUCGACGACGAGGAGCUCGACCCUCGUCAGGCAGACGAGGCCGAACAGGAGCUGCUCGAGGCGUACCUCCGGGUCGACCGCGGCAGACGUAGCGGUCUGAUGGCGCUUGACGACGGCGAGGGCCAUUUGGCUCACCUUCGACCGCACAAGGCGCCCCGAAGCCGCGAUCGCCAAGACCACCUGCUCGAGGCCAUGGUUUCGAUGUCGCAGCAGAUGCGGCAGAACCACAAGCAGCGCAUCACCCUGGCCAAGCGAGUGUCGCGCAUGGUCGCGGCCUACUGGGACCGCCAGUCGGGAUCGAGCGAGCGCGAGCGGCGCGCCGAGGAGAGGCGGCUGAGGGCACUCGCCAAGUGGACGGUGCGCGAGGUCGCAAAGCAGUGGCGACUCGCCGCCAACGUCGUGCGUGCCAGGAAGGCGGCCCGCGAAAAGGCGGAAAAGGACAAGCUCGACAAGGAGCAGCUCAAUGCCAUCCUCGAGAAGAGCACGCAGAUGCUGCAGAAGCAGCACGAGGAGAUGGCGCGCAUGGACCUCGGCAGCUCGAGCAGCGACAGCGAGCGCAGCUUCUAUGAUGUGGACGAGGAGGAGGAGGAGGAGCUUGAAGGCGACGACGGCGCUGGCACCGACACCGACGCGGGCUCUCAGACCGGUUCGGAGAGCGAGGCGGUGAGCGUCGUCUCGGCCGGCAGCAGGCUAAGCAUUAAGAGCGGAGGCGACGGGGGCAGGCGGCUGGUUGAGAUGCUCGACAAUGAGGAAACGGGCCGAUUCACGACACCGUCGCCCGCACCGGCUAUCGAGGAGCAGGCGACGGAGGCAAGAGACGAGCCGCCAUCCCUUCGAGGCCUUGAUGUUACCUCCGGGCAGGAGGAUUCGUUGUCUGCUGUCGACGAGGCGGACAACCCCUCGGUCGGGGCCAUGGAUCGAGACGAUGCUGCCGACGCACCCGCUCGACGAACACCUCGCACCCGACGAUCGACGCGAUCAGCAUCGCUCGCCUCGUCCUCAGCCGCGACCGGCCCUGCCACGCCCGACCCGGAUGGCGAAGACGUCGACUUCUCCGCCGUCGACCCGGAGGCUGCGGCCGAAGACGAGGAGCUGGAGCGAAAGAUGUGGGAGGAGGACGAGGCGGAUGACAGCGAGGACGCCGGCCUGGCCGCCGACGCCGACGUGCCGAUCGAAGAGCUCUUGAAGCGCUACGGAUACGGCAACGGCGGCGAGGGUACCGAGAGCGUGGACGCCACCGAGGACGAGGAAGAAGGCGGCGAGAACAAGGAAGUUGCCGCCGCUGCCGAUACCGCAGCGAAGCAAGAUCUCGACAUUACUGCAGCAGACGAGCCGGCCGACGCCAUGUCCGGCAUCGAGACCCCGCCGCUGCCAACUCAAUCAGGCGGGCCCCCGGACGACGACAGCAUUCGUGCAGAGAUGGCGCCGACUGCCCGCACCAAGACCGAGAGCAUCGCCAGCGAUGUCGAGUCGGCCGACGAGGACGAGGACGAGGACGAGGGCGAGGGCGAGAAAGCGGGAGAAGGGGCGGGCGCUGCUGCUGCUCGCUCGCGCUCCAUGACCCGCGCGUCGUCAUCGUCGGUCCUCCAUACGCCCGAUCGGGCAAACUCGGCGUCGGCGUCGGCUUCGGGCGCGGGGACCGGCCGCUCCAGACAACCGUUCCUUUUGCGCGGCCAGCUGCGCCCCUACCAGCAGAUCGGCUUUGAGUGGCUGGCGGGCCUCUACGCCAACGGCGUCAACGGGAUCCUGGCCGACGAGAUGGGCCUCGGCAAGACGAUCCAGACGAUUGCGCUGCUAGCACAUCUGGCGUGCGAUCGCGGCGUGUGGGGUCCGCACCUCGUCGUGGCGCCGACGAGCGUGAUGCUCAACUGGGAGGUCGAGUUCAAAAAGUUCCUGCCGGGCUUCAAGAUCCUGUCGUACUUUGGCAGCCAGCGCGAGCGCAAGGAGAAGCGCGUCGGCUGGAACACGGAGAACGCGUUCAACGUGUGCAUCACCAGCUACCAGCUGGUGCUGGCCGACCAGCACAUCUUCCGGCGCAAGCCGUGGGUCUACCUCGUGCUCGACGAGGCGCACCACAUCAAGAACUUCCGCUCGCAGCGCUGGCAGACGCUGCUCGGCUUCAACUCGCAGCGCCGGCUGCUGCUGACGGGCACGCCGCUGCAGAACAACCUCAUGGACCUGUGGAGCCUGAUGUACUUUCUCAUGCCCCACGGCGUGGCCGACCUGCCCGGCGGCGGCGCCUUUGCCAGCAUGAAGGACUUCCAGGAGCGGUUUUCGCGGCCCCUCGACCGCGCCAUCGAGGGCGGCGGCGCCGCGGCCAUGGACGACGAGAUGCGCGCCAUGAUUCACAAGCUGCACACGGUGCUGCGCCCCUACCUGCUGCGGCGGCUCAAGAGCGAGGUCGAGCGCGAGCUGCCCAGCAAGUACGAGCACGUCAUCCGCUGCCGCCUCUCGAAGCGCCAGCGCUUCCUGUACAACGACUUUAUGUCGCGCGCAAAGACGCGCGAGAGCCUGGCCAGCGGCAACUACCUCAGCAUCAUCAACUGCUUGAUGCAGCUGCGCAAGGUGUGCAACCAUCCGGACCUGUUCGAGGUGCGACCGAUUGUCACCAGCUUUGCCAUGCAGCGCUCGGCCGUGGCCGACUACGAAGUCAAGGAGCUGCUGGUGCGCCGACGGCUGUUGCAGCAGCAGCAGCAGCAACAGCAGCAGACGCCGUCAAUGCAGCUUCCAGGGCGGCAGGGCGUCCCCCUCGACAGGGUCGAUCUCGACGCCAUCGGCCUGCGCAUCACGGCGCACGAAGAGGAGGCGCACCUCACGCCCAUCCUCAGCCGCAACCUGCGCCGCCUCGAUGCGUCGCGCAAGCUGCCGUUUUUUCGAGAGCCGGCGCGCCCACGCCUUACUGCCGGUGGCGUCGUGGGCGGCGACGACGGCAACGACGCCAAGACCGAGACCGAAGCUGCGGCCCGCGACGCCGAGAUCGACACUUGGAGCCUGGACGGCUUCCGGCGGACGCUGGCGCAGAAGCGGCACCGCGCCGAGGUGGAGCGGUGGAACCACGCGGCCUACGUCAACCACCUGCGCUGCCUGCGCCGGCCCAUCUACGGCAAGAGCGUCAUCUCGCUGGUGCGCAAGCUGGGCGAGGGCGGACGUCUGCUGCCGCUCGAGGCCGUCGAGGCGGAUCGCCGCGGCUUCCUGGACCGGUGCGACAACGUGAGCCGGCUGGUGGUGUCGAACGCCGCGCGCGUCGAGUCGUUGCAGCCGACCAUUGACCGGUUCGCCUUUGUGACGCCGCGCGCCGUGGCCGUCGACAUGCCGAGGUACGCGCUGCCCGGCCUGACGCCCGCGCUCGACGCCCGCCUGGCGGAUCCGCGCUUCGACACGCUGCACCCGGUGGCCGUCAAGCUGCACAUUGCCUUUCCGGACGCGUCGCUGCUCCAGUACGACUGCGGCAAGCUGCAGCAGCUCGACGUGCUGAUGCGGCGGCUCAAGGAGGGCGGCCACCGCAUCCUCAUCUUUACGCAGAUGACCAAGGUGCUCGACAUCCUCGAGGCCUUCCUCAACCACCACGGCUACCGCUACCUCCGCCUCGACGGCGCCACAAAGGUCGAGCAGCGCCAGGCGCUCACGGAAAAGUUCAACCGCGACCUGCGCAUCUCGGCCUUUAUCCUCAGCACGCGCUCCGGCGGCCUCGGCAUCAACCUGACGGGCGCCGACACGGUGCUCUUCUACGACCUCGACUGGAACGCCGCCAUCGAGGCGCAGUGCAUGGACCGCGCCCACCGCAUCGGCCAGACACGCGACGUCCACAUCUACCGGUUCGUGUCGGAGCACACGAUUGAGGAAAACAUGCUGCGCAAGGCCAACCAGAAGCGGCAGCUCGACAGCGUCGUCAUCCAGGAGGGCGACUUCACCACCGAGAAGCUCGUCGACCAGCUCGGCGGCACCCGCGGCAGCGGCGGUGCGGGCGCUGGCGCUGGCGGUGGUGGGCGCGAGAGGAUCGGGUGGAGGGACAUGCUCGACGACGACGGCGCCAUCGAGGGCGUCAAGGUGCAGCUGCAGGGCGACGGCAACGGCGCCGGUGGUGCUGGCGGUGGCAGUGGCAUCAUCGACGACGAGAGGGCCCUGGCCGAGGUCGAGGACGAGGAGGACCGCAUCGCCGCCAACCAGGCGCGCGAGGAAAUGGGCAUGGACCAGCUCGACUUUGGCGACGAGGGCAAGCGAAUUUCGGCGAAGGCGGCCGAAACAGGAGCUGCCGCUGCGACCGAUUCGAGGCAGCUGUCCGAGACUCCUGCCGAUGGUGACGAGGCCGACGAUGGCGAGGACGAAGGGGACGACGACGAAGACGAGGGUGGGACGAUCGACGAGUAUAUGCUCAGGUUCGUCGAGGCCGACUGGGACCACUUUGCCUGA